UUUGCAGUGUGUUGUUCGAGUUGUUUUACCUGACAGCUCAAAAGUUUCUUAUUGUAUUUUAUUUAUAUUUUUGUUGUUAUUAGUGGCAGUGAAAUACGAAUUAUUGUGUAAUCAGUGUGAUAUAAAAAUUAAUAGUUCACGUUUUUAGAGCAAGAUGCCAUCUCUCCGGAUAGACCAGAGUGACUUGAAGUGCAAGAAUGGCUGUGAUUAUUUCGGUAAUCCUCAAUGGCAAGGGUACUGCUCGAAAUGUCACCGAGAACAACUGCAGAGGCAGAGGAGAGCAGAAAAAGCAUCGUCAGCUACCCUCCCAAAACCAGAACAGAAGAAACCAGAUAGGGGAAUAAAGUUAGCUUCACACUCGUCUUUUUCAAAAUUCGAGGAAAAACGACUUAGACAGAGCGAGACGCUUAAAAAAGCUAAUUUAUUAAAGUUUAGCGUUUUUAAAAAGAGCAACACUGAUGAACACGAUCACACACCGGAAAGAAAACCGCCGGAAUUCAAAAUACCGGCGCAAGUAAAUGAGGGUAUGAAGCGCGAGUUCCGGGUGCGCUUCUCGAACCUUCCUCCGCAAGUGGACCGCGACGCGAGAGUGUUCGUGCAUAGCUUCGUGAUGGACGUCAUCAAGUGUUCCAACGUGAUGACUGUUGAUGAACUGUCGGACAGAGUGCAGAGGCAUUAUCAGCACUUCAUGAAGUACAUGGACACGUCGCCCCACUUCGCGAACGCCGAGUCCGAGAUCAAGGAGCAGCUCAUCGACUUCGUGGAGAAGCACGCCAUGACAUAUUUACAUGACCUGCCAGGUGUGGUGUUCUCACCAGCGGGGACGGAUGAUGAACGGCUGGAUCGCGCCAUGUCUGAGCGUAUCCAGCAACUGAGCUGGGUGGGCGAGAAACAUUUGGAGUGUCGCCUCGACCGCUCAGAUACUCGUACUGGGCAGUUGCUCUACAAGGCCAUCAGCGAGCUGCUGGCAGUGGACGGCGCGCCGGGCCCGGGCGGCAAGCUGGCGCGCGUGCGGCGCGCGUGCCGGCACGUGCUGGCGCUGUGCGGCGCGCCCGCCUCCGCCGACGACCUGCUGCCCGCGCUCAUCUUCACCGUCCUAAAAGCGAAUCCGCCGCGUCUCGUUAGUAACAUCAAUUUCGUAACCCGGUUCUGUAACGCGCAGCGUCUGAUGACCGGCGAAGGCGGGUACUACUUCACUAAUCUGUGUUGUGCGGUAUCCUUCAUAGAAAAUUUAACAGCUGAAUCUCUAAAUAUGGAUAAAAAGGAGUUCGAUUGUUAUAUGGCGAUGCCCGCUUCGAUCGGCGGUAGUACAUGGGCGGCGGCGCUGUCGCUGUGCGGCGCGGCGCGCGAGGCGGAGGAGCAGCGGCUGGCGGCCGAGCGGCUCGCGGCCGAGCUGCGGGGCCUGCGCGCCCGGGCCGCGCGCCUGGCCGCCGGCGCAGAGACCUUCGAGAAAGAAAUAACGCAUAAAGUACACGACGUAUUGGCGAAAACGCCCUUGGAGAUAAAGCCGCGUCGAGAACCUCCGAAACUCAGUUCACUGAGAAAUUCCACAGUACCUUUAAUCGACUUCGAGACCCCGGUACAAACACCCGUCCAGACCAAACCGCCAGAAGAAAUUCCACAAAUACAAAUACCAGUAAUAAAUCCUGUUGAAGAACCAACUGCAGUAACUUCUGAUGAGGCAGACGGAGAAAUCACUCAGAACAUUAUUGACUUCCAGUCUUUGGACAAACCAUCACCUCCAAAGUCCCCACAAAAUCAGCCGUGGGAAUUAAAACAGACUGGUUCAUUUGAGCUUCUCACCCCAUCACCGCUUGGGUUUACCCCGUUUGACUCAAGAUCUAUAGACGAAUUAAUGACACCAGAUGAAUUUGGUUCAGAUCAUUUAGCCCCUGGUCUAAGUAACAUUAAUUAUGAUAUAGAUCUGUCCGAUUUCAGCGGAGACAAUAGUUUGGCUGAAGACACACCCAAGGAACCGAAAGAUCCCUUCAGUCCAGACGGGAUUAAGAAGGAACCAAUGUUUGAUCCAUUCCAGCCGCAGACGAGCCAAAGUCAAUAUAACACGGUUCUAGAAAAAUUUGAUGAAUUUAGUUUAGUUGAUACGAAGACAAAUGAAACAUCAGAAGCAUUUGAAGUCGUUCACAGAACACAGGUAUCUAAUGCAGUCGAUUUUAGGCCAAACACAGAACCAGAGUGCACGGAUCCAUUUAGUCCUGUGCAAAAAGAAGCAUCUAUUUUAGAUGACGGCGGUUCUCCAACUGCCGCCUGCCUCCUACCAACACCUUUGCUGCCACAGACUAGCAAGCUACCAUAGAAAUGUAACCUUAUCACUCUAUGGUGUUUUGCAUUAUCAUUUACUGUAUAUAAAUUGUUAUAUUAGGUGUCAUUAACAUAAUUGUUGUGAAUGUUAUUUAUUUUAAAAGAAAUCAAUGAAAUAUAUUUAAAAUUAAAUAAGCUCUCCUAUAUGUAAAUUAAUUUUUCAAAUCUUAAGUCUGUACUGACAUGAAGGCCAAAAUUAAACUUAUUGGAAAAGUGUUAACUAUAAAACUUUAUCAAAUUGUAAUACCUGACAAUUGUCAAGUAAGUAUCACAAAAUGAAAUCAUAAAUGUCCCAGAUCACUAUGCUUUUUAAAAGCUACUAAGUUUGUGUCAAAGAAACAAUAAACUACUUAAUAAAUACGUA
Messenger RNA from Melitaea cinxia (Glanville fritillary), 2683 nucleotides. It is a transcript of the gene Rabex-5, whose product is annotated as rab5 GDP/GTP exchange factor. Bases 155 to 2314 code for a protein of 719 amino acids. Gene Ontology annotation, biological process: vesicle-mediated transport. The record is from RefSeq and is a predicted model, not a curated record. Gene Ontology annotation, cellular component: cytosol; endocytic vesicle. Lineage: Eukaryota; Metazoa; Arthropoda; Insecta; Lepidoptera; Nymphalidae. The transcript has 11 exons. Gene Ontology annotation, molecular function: DNA binding; guanyl-nucleotide exchange factor activity; small GTPase binding.